Messenger RNA from Labrus mixtus (cuckoo wrasse), 4898 nucleotides. It is a transcript of the gene nr5a2, whose product is annotated as nuclear receptor subfamily 5, group A, member 2. The transcript is spliced from 7 exons. The record is from RefSeq and is a predicted model, not a curated record. Gene Ontology annotation, cellular component: RNA polymerase II transcription regulator complex. Gene Ontology annotation, molecular function: RNA polymerase II cis-regulatory region sequence-specific DNA binding; zinc ion binding; nuclear receptor activity. Bases 687 to 2258 code for a protein of 523 amino acids. Gene Ontology annotation, biological process: tissue development; regulation of transcription by RNA polymerase II; hormone-mediated signaling pathway. Lineage: Eukaryota; Metazoa; Chordata; Actinopteri; Labriformes; Labridae.
CACCUGAUUGGACCGGGGAGAGAUGAUGUCAGACGACCGCAUGCGCCCCGGAUUGGAGAGAGCGGAGUAAACAAAGCCGCGAGGAGAAGGAGGAGGAGAGGUCUCCACAUCUCCAGACAGUCCGACCGACACAUCGAAUCUGACUUUACGCAUAGGAGAGGGCGGCCCCGUCGGCACGUACUCGUCUGCUUAAGGCUGAAAGUAACACUGACAGUCCACCUUUAAUGGGUCACGCGUUCAAAAAGACUGUUGGAAAAGCUAAAGGGAAAAUUACCACUGUCUUUUAAUCCAGACGCUGUGCAAUCUUCUCGUUAAAGUGAGAGCGAUUGUCUAACUCUGCGCGUAACUCCGCGAAAAGUUUUGAAGGAACCAUUCGUCCGUUUUCUGCGCGAUUAAUCCGGUCCGUUAGCUCAUAAAUUUAUGCGAAAUUCAGUGAAGUUAACUCAAAAAGACACACACCGGCUAUGCUACCCGUUCGUUUGGAGACAGCCUUAACCAGGCUGCAUAUUCAGAGCUUGGUCCGGUAAUUGGAAAUCAAACAGAGAGAAGGACAGAAUAAAUAAGCAAUUAAGACCUAAACACACUGUCGGGACGUUUAGAGUUGUGCUUGUGGGAACGUCUGCCUGUCCCGCUCAGGUGUCCCACCGAGCGGUGCGGAGUCUCCAGCUCAGGCCGGCAGCGCUGACAUGCUGCCCAAAGCCGAGACUGAAUCCCUGGGACUCUCUCGAUCGUAUGGAGAACAAGGGCACAUGCCAAGGAACAUGCAAGCUCCCCAUUUCAAAAUGAUGGACUACUCAUAUGACGAAGACUUGGACGAGAUGUGUCCCGUGUGCGGAGACAAGGUUUCAGGCUAUCACUACGGACUGCUGACCUGCGAGAGCUGCAAGGGCUUCUUCAAGCGCACCGUCCAGAACAACAAGCGCUACACUUGUAUCGAGAACCAGAGCUGCCAGAUUGACAAAACCCAGAGGAAGCGCUGCCCAUACUGUCGCUUCCAGAAGUGCCUCACCGUCGGCAUGAAGCUAGAAGCUGUGCGGGCAGACCGCAUGCGUGGCGGUCGUAACAAGUUUGGCCCGAUGUACAAACGCGACCGGGCCCUGAAGCAGCAGAAGAAGGCGCUGAUCCGCGCUAAUGGCCUGAAGAUCGAGGCCAUGACUCAGGUGAUGCAAGCCGUGCCCACCGACCUAACCAUCUCCUCAGCCAUCCAGAACAUCCACUCGGCAGCCUCCAAGGGCCUUCCACUGAGCCACCAUGCAGGCCACCACACCAGUCACCACCACCACCACCAUCACCAUCAUCACCCCACCGCACUGCCCCCCACAGACUACGACCGCAGCCCCUUUGUCACCUCCCCAGUAAGCAUGGCGAUGCCCCCACACGCUGGCAGCCUGCAGGGCUACCAGGCGGCCUACGGACACUUCCAAGGUACGCGCACCAUCAAAUCCGAGUACCCAGACCCAUACACCAGCUCGCCAGAGUCCAUCAUGGGCUACGCCUAUGUUGAUGCCUACCAGUCAGGCUCCCCGCCCAGCUUCCCUCACCUCAUCGUAGAGCUGCUUAAGUGUGAGCCAGACGAGCCGCAGGUGCAGGCCAAGAUCCUGGCCUACCUGCAGCAGGAGCAGGCCAGCCGAGGCAAACACGAGAAACUCAACACCUUCGGCCUCAUGUGCAAGAUGGCAGACCAGACACUCUUCUCCAUCGUGGAGUGGGCACGCAGCAGCAUCUUCUUCCGAGAGCUCAAGGUGGACGAUCAGAUGAAGCUGCUGCAGAACUGCUGGAGUGAACUCCUCAUUCUCGACCACGUCUUCCGGCAGGUGGUGCACGCCAAGGAGAGCUCCAUACUAUUGGUCACUGGCCAGCAGGUGGACUACGCAGUCAUUGCUUCACAGGCGGGAGCGACCCUAAACAACCUGUUGAGCCACGCCCAAGAGCUGGUUGUCAAGCUACGCUCCCUUCAGCUGGACCAACGAGAAUUCGUCUGUCUCAAGUUCCUGGUCCUGUUCAGCCUUGAUGUGAAGAACCUGGAGAACUUCCACCUGGUAGAAAGCGUCCAGGAGCAAGUCAACGCAGCACUGCUGGACUACGUCAUGUGCAACUACCCUCAGCAAACGGACAAGUUUGGCCAGCUGCUCCUCCGGCUGCCGGAGAUCCGAGCCAUCAGCUUGCAGGCCGAAGAAUACCUUUACUACAAACACCUGAACGGGGACGUGCCCUGCAACAACCUGCUCAUUGAAAUGCUACAUGCCAAGAGAGCUUAGGAGUUGGACUGCGCUACCCAUAAUGCAGCUGUGCAGACGUUCUGAGAGUCCUGCUGCAGCACAUAAACUCCAAAUAAUGCUUUCACCAAACUGAACCUCCAGCUAAGACUUGACUGUGUGAUGUGGACACACCAUAUUGAUCCCUUUAUGCUAAAAGAAAGGAAGGUCUAAAGAAGAGCAGCUUCUCCUAAACCACACAGACGAUACUGAAAGGAAAAAAAAAACACUUGAAAUAAACUGCAUUUGACACAGAGAGAUGGGAAGUAAUUGUCAGCACUUGCACAGACUAUCAAGCCUGGCAGGCUGCAACUUAAAGAAUUAAUAACCCUUGAGUGUUUUAGCGCUGGUGACACUGUGGGCGGCUUUUUGUGCUGAGAAAGGAAGGUGAGUAACAGUGCACAUCUUUCACACAGCUUUGUGACUAGAGCCGCGGCUUAUUUCGUCAACGAUCCUCCGGUGUGCUCCCUCACUGAAACCAGCUCUCAGCUGUAGUUGGUACUGUAAAGACAAAAAGGACAAGCAUUCAACCAGGCCAGAGACUCUGAUCUACCGUCACACUUUUUUUUAAAACCUGCAUAAGAUGCCGCCCCGGCAGCUUGACCUGAUUGAAAUGGGGAGAACUGAAGAUGAAAAAAAAAAGGUCUGAAAAGAAACUUUCUUUCAUGAACAAAAUAAAAAAAUAGGCCAAUAAGAAGAAAAAUAUGAUGUUUUUUUUUCCUCUCGUAAGGGAAGUCAUUUGCUUCUCAUGGUUACCUUGUGGAUACUCUUUCUUAUUCCAACUCCCUGAAUCAUCUUAAACUAUGUACCUCAGAAACACCAGUGUUAAAUAAAUUCAAUUCAUAAUGUCCGCUGAAACAGUUGUAUUUAUAGCCCCAAUUAUAGCCCCUUUUAUUUCAUCACAACUGGAACAAAACAAAGCUUGAUUCUGGAGACAGAGAAGGAUCGACCCUGCCUUUGUCCAGAAAGACCAAAGCCUGAACAGAAGAAGGAAAUUACAAAAACCUUAAUAAUCAGUAUUAUAACAAGAAAAAAAAAAGAUUUGUGAUGUCACAGUUAUGUGAGUCUUGCCUUAUUUCAUGACCAUGCUAGCUAACCAUGCAGAUGUGAAUGGAAAUAUGUACAAAUAUAUAUAUAAAGUAUCAAUGUUGUAAAAAUUUACAAAAGAGUAAUUCAACAGGUGUUUACAUUCAUGUGUUCGUAUGGGAGAGAACUGUGAUGAGGCAACAAUUGCAAAGCAAUGAUUUCCUAAAAAAUGAAAUCAAUGAAAUGAAAAAAAAAGAUCCCUCUGGUUUGCGUUCUUUGUUGGGUGUAAAGUGUUUUAUUUUCUAUUUGUUUUGAACAGUACUUAAAUUAUGUCGUGAGACACUAAAAUCAAAAAGGAAUCACACUUAAAAUAUUAAUUUCUAUCUAUGUCUGCUGGCAUUCAAACAAGUUUCUUAAGUAUUUCUGUAAAGGGUUCCGUUUCACUUUCAACCAUUUUUUUGUAGACGUUUUCUAUUUUAUUUCACAGUGCUUUAACCUUUUGGAUGUACAGUAUGUCACUGGUUACGCUAAAUGAUGAAGAUAAUUUAUUGCGUGUCUGGGUUUCCAUCUAUGUGUUACAUGACGCAAGGUGUCCGCGCCAAAAUAAAUUUGUCUACUGUAGCAUGUUCUUGUUUUGUUUUGGUUGAAAGAUGCAGGUCUGGAGCAAAAAAAAUAACAGACUCUCAAAAGAAAAAAAAUCUUCAUAAUUUGUUUUGUCUUCUAAAUGUUUAUACUUUCUGUAAAUGGAAUUGUUUUCAAGUGAGUAGCUGUGAAACGUGUCACCUCCGUUCCUCUUAUUGAAUUUCAACCUGCAUCAUUGUUCUGUUUGCUCUUGUACCAAAGACGGCAUCUUUCCCCUGUGAGCUGUGACUGAAGUAUUGUGUCCAACAUGAACAAAAGUGGCGUUUUCCCCCCAUAUAACAUGAAACCCUAAAUUAUUUUCAUGUGGAGUUUUUCACAUGUACUCUAGGUGUUGUUACUGCUUUCUAAAAUGUCCAAAUUCUUGCCUCUCACAACAAGCUGUUUUAAUGCAUUUACCAGUUGAACAUUUACUUAAUUUAGUCAUCGAACUAUCAAAAGUCUUUCAAUGGUGUGUUUAAUGUACAGAACAUUCACUUAAAUCAUGACAUCAAGCCGGUCCCGGUCCUGAGUUCAUUUUUCUUACACCCUCAUGAGCCGUGUCUAUUGAUCAGACAAUCUUUCAUCUGUUUCUAGAUCCUGCCUCGGGACUUCCUGUAACAUAAAUGUCAACUCUACACAACAUGCACAUGAAUGUGGUCAUUGCUAGAGUCCAUUUUUUUAACUUCAUGUUUGAGUUUUCAGUCAUUUUGCCAAAAGCUUAAUCUUCAAUGUAUAAUUCAACAUAACCUUAUAAGAUAGAUUAGUAUGCAGGAUAAAUGCUUUCAAAAGGACUUAAACAAUGACUACCUUUUUUCAAUCACAUGCUCAUACACAACUUGCUACACAAUGCAUCAGACAUAUUUCUCUGCCACUUGUCUAUCACUUUUGCUCCUCAUGCUGACAACCACACUGCCCCCAUCACUACCCUCGUCCUGCCUCUCUGAGGCUGAUUGAAAAUUUUCUUCAUAUUUCAAUAAAUAAUUAUUAUGCUUUUAA